This is a messenger RNA of Periconia digitata, 1875 nucleotides long. The record is from the annotation of a GenBank genome assembly. NCBI's taxonomy places the organism in Eukaryota, Fungi, Ascomycota, Dothideomycetes, Pleosporales, Periconiaceae.
CCCUUUCUGCUCUCAUCCGCAAUGUUUCGGGCCGUGUCGCGGUCUGUAGCCCGCCAGAGCCGGUCUCUUAAGCCACCGCAACGAACAAUCCAACUCCUACGACCGCUCUCCACAACCGCGUGCCGCAUGUCGAGCGCUCCCCUAAAACCAGUAGAUCCACCGGUAUCGACAGCGUUGCCUGGGGAUUCAUUCCAGCUUCUCGCCGAAGCGUCCAAAGCGGGCCAGGCCGAAGAUGCGCUUUUCGAUGAGCAGGUACAACAGGUGAAAGAUUGGUGGGCGUCACCACGGUAUAAGGGCAUCAAGCGACCGUACUCGCCAGAGGAUGUCGUGAGCAAAAGGGGAGCUUUGCAGCAAACAUAUCCCAGCUCGUUAAUGGCGCGCAAGCUAUUCAAUCUGUUCGAGGAGCGAGCAGCAAAGGGCGAGCCGGUGCAUACAAUGGGUGCCAUUGAUCCUGUGCAAAUGACCCAGCAAGCUCCGAACCAAGAAGUUCUCUAUGUCUCUGGGUGGGCUUGCUCUUCCGUCCUGACCACCACUAACGAAGUAUCUGCCGAUUUUGGCGACUACCCCUACAACACUGUUCCCAAUCAAGUUCAGCGACUUUUCAAAGCCCAACAACUUCACGAUCGGAAGAAUUGGGAUAACCGAAGGAAGAUGAGCCCAGAAGAGCGGGCAAAGACACCAUAUCUCGAUUACAUGCGACCUAUCAUUGCCGACGGAGACACUGGUCAUGGCGGUCUAUCAGCCGUGAUCAAAUUGGCCAAACUCUUUGCUGAAAACGGUGCGGCUGCUGUUCACUUCGAGGAUCAACUCCAUGGUGGGAAGAAGUGUGGUCACCUCGCAGGAAAAGUCUUAGUGCCCGUGGGCGACCACAUCAACCGUCUCGUAGCUGCCCGCUUUCAAUGGGACGUAAUGGGCUGUGAGAACCUUGUCAUCGCGCGUACCGAUUCGGAGAGUGGAAAGUUGAUUUCCAGCGCCGUUGACGUUCGCGAUCACGAGUUCAUCAAAGGUGUCACGGAAGAAACCGAGCCACUGUCCGAGACGCUUCAAGAGAUGGAGGCAGCCGGAGCCCCGGGCAGCGAAAUCGACGCGUACGAAGCAGCAUGGGUGAAGAAACACAAACUCGUCACAUUCGAUGAGGCCGUCAAGCAGCAUCUCGAGAAAGAAGGCGCAGCCCAAUCACAAAUAGACAACUACCUCCAAGAAACGAAAGCCAACCCCGACCUCUCCCUCCCUAAACGUCGCAAGCUCGCCGCAAAAUACACCAAAUCCCCCGUGUUUUUCAGUUGGGACAUUCCCAGGACCCGGGAAGGUUUCUACCACUACGAAGCCGGCAUGAAAGCAGCAACGAAGCGUGCUAAGGAAUUCGCUCCGUACGCCGACCUCCUCUGGGUCGAAACCGCGGGUCCCAACGUCGAAAAAGCAGCGAGUUUCGCAGGGGAAAUUAGAGAGAAAUAUCCCGGCAAGAAAUUCGUGUAUAACCUUUCUCCUAGCUUUAACUGGAUGGGCCAGGGCUUCUCGGAAGAGUCGCUCAAGAGCUUCGUUUGGGAUCUUGCGAAGCACGGAUUCGUAAUGCAGCUCAUCUCCCUCGCGGGGCUCCACUCCACCGCUACAAUAACCUGCGAGCUGUCCCGCGCCUUCAAGGACGAAGGCAUGCUCGCCUACGUCAAACUCGUGCAGUCUCGUGAAAAGGACCUCGGGUGCGAUGUGCUCACGCACCAGAAAUGGAGCGGAGCUGGCUACAUUGAUGGGAUUCUAGGCUCAAUUCAGAGUGGGAGCAGUGGGAGUAAGAGUAUGGGUGAGGGGAAUACAGAGUCAGGUGAGUUUGUGCUGUCCCAGAGUUGUUUUCCUCCCCCGAUUCGAUCAAUCGAUGGUUAG